AAUCUAAAGUAUGUGGACAUGGUUGAAGACCAGAUGAACGAAGCCCUGACAACAUACCAUAAACCAGUGGAUGGUGACAACUACGUCCGCCGUACCAACCAAAGGCUGCAGAGGCCCAGUGUGUAUCUGCCAGUGCAUCUGUAUGGACAGCUGGUACAUGAUAAAACAGGCUGUCUACUGCUGGGGGCUCAGAAUGUUGUCCCGGCUCUCAGCUGCACUGUCCGCUCACCUGCGCUGGACACGUGGGAGGAAAUUAAACGUCUGAAGAGCUGCCGCCCGUACGCGACCAAGCACCUGCGCGUCCUCCUGCGUGCUAACGUGGAGGUCUUCGGCAGCUGAGCGGUGGAG
Electrophorus electricus (electric eel) is the source of this 348-nucleotide messenger RNA. Lineage: Eukaryota; Metazoa; Chordata; Actinopteri; Gymnotiformes; Gymnotidae. The record is from RefSeq and is a predicted model, not a curated record.